Molecule: messenger RNA, 3964 nt
Organism: Sitodiplosis mosellana (orange wheat blossom midge)
Lineage: Eukaryota; Metazoa; Arthropoda; Insecta; Diptera; Cecidomyiidae
Gene: tral
Product: protein LSM14 homolog A
Exons: 8
Coding region: 891-2468 (525 amino acids)
Biological process (GO): P-body assembly; cytoplasmic stress granule assembly
Cellular component (GO): P-body
Molecular function (GO): mRNA binding
Source: RefSeq, a predicted model, not a curated record
GGGUUUGCGAUAUAAGAAAAAAAGACAUUUGUUGUACAUGCAGUUCAAUACACGCGCUGUACGUUCCCAUACAUUUUUGACAGUACGACCUCAUCCAGAUGACACUUUGCAGUUCGGUUCUGAUUUGAAAUUGGAUUUGAUGGGUUUUUUUUGUCUUUUUUCGGCAAUUUUUCUCCCAUUUCAUGUGUUUGAGUGGAAUUUUUUGGAUAUAUGACAAAAAGUUUUCAUUGGGCGCGUUUUAUUGAACAUUUCAUUCAUCAAUUCGGAGAGAAAACAACAAUUUCUUGUCAAAUGGACCAGUGAAAUUUGAAACUGCACAUAUGAUAUUUGACAAGUGUAUUUCGCCGUUCACCAAUAGUUUUUCUCACCUCACAGUCUCAUCGAUCUAAAAGUACUUCAGAAACAUCUGAAUUGCAGUAGAUUCCAAAACAUCAUUUUUUCCUCUAAAAAAAAUCAUUGAAAAAUAUUUCUGUUUCCUCUGGAUUUUUAUUUUUUUUAUUAAUCGCCUUUGCACAAUCUAAAAUUCAACUCAUUCUACAGCGAGAACAGUAUUCUGAUCUAACGUUUGCACACAACGAUGCAUACAUAGUUCACCAUACUCACCAAAAUGGUUGAGUUGAAUGUGUUUUUCACACGAAUGGUUUGAUGCGGCAAAAACGAAGCGGCGAACAAUUUAGUUAGGAGCAGCAACCGGUAGGUGCGCAGCAUCAUCAGUCGUAAUCGUAUAGCAGCAGCAACAGCAGCAGCAGCAGCCGAGCUUCAAUUUCAUUUAGCAUUUUCGUUUGGACGCCAUUAGCGAACAAUAAGUUGUAUCACUUGUAAUUCGAUGGUGGAUAUCAUCAUUUAACAUCUAAGUCAUCAGCGAAUAAAAUUUAUUUUAAUUUUCAACAAUGGCUAGCAUGCCUGAAUUGGGUUCAAAAAUUAGCCUUAUAUCGAAAUCAGAUAUAAGAUAUGAAGGCCAAUUAUACACUGUCGAUCCGAACGAAUGUACAAUUGCCUUAGCCAAUGUGCGUUCUUAUGGAACAGAGGAUCGCGAUGGACAAUUUACUAUUCCGCCGCAAGAGGAGAUUUUCGAUUAUAUUUUGUUCCGUGGAUCCGAUAUCAAAGAUAUUCGCGUUGUUAACAAUGUUCCACGUGUUCCGCACGAUCCGGCCAUCAUGCAGAUGCACGUUUCGGCACAAAAUCAACCAAACUUUCAGCCGCAAUUUCCGAUGCCAGUGAUGCCACAUGUUGGCGGACAAGUUGGACCAUUUGGCGGUGCUAACAAUCAACCGGGACCGUUUAGUGCGUUGUCGACACCAAAUGCACAAGGUGGCCAAUUGCCACAAGGUACGCCCGGUUUGCCGUUCGGUCAACAGCAACCAAACCAACAAACGCAACAACAACAAACGCCUCAACAGCAAUCAACCGGCCAACAGCAGCAACAACAACAAAAUAACCAACAACCGCAACAGAAAAACUCCGUUCUUGAUUUAAUUACUGGUGGAUCUCGUUCAACAACACCUGUGAGUUUGAAUUCGCGCAAGAGCCCAACGGCUGAAAUGGGCGUUCAGGUUAAUCAAAAAGAUGGCACUCGGCGCAACAAUAACCGUGGACAACAAGGUGGUCGUUUGGACAGUCAAGGAUCGCAUGAGAAUAGAAAUCCACAGCGUAACAAUCAGUAUCAAGGUAACAACCAGAAUCGAGGCGGUAACAACUGGGGCAACCGUAACAACAAUCAAAAUCUACGCAAUAAUCAACAUCAACGACCACAAAGACGUCCUGGUCUUCAUCCGCAAACAUUCCGCCAAAACCAGAACGGUAAAGGACGUCCAAACCAACCGAAAACCACAAUCAAGUUUGAAAGUGAUUUCGAUUUCGAGCAAGCCAACACAAAAUUCGAAGAGGUGCGCUUAUCAUUGGCCAAAUUAAAGGUGGAAGGUGAAGCCAAACCCGAACAGCCGCAAGUCAACGGUGAGGCUGAAAAGAAAGACGAUUCAGGCAAUGAGACUGGUGCUGGUGAGCAAGAACAAGAAGAAGACGAUGUCACCAUUGGAUAUGACAAGACGAAGUCAUUCUUUGACAAUAUCUCAUGUGAAGCCGCUACCGACCGAAAGGGUAAAAAUCGCACUGAUUGGCGCCUUGAACGUAAGCUGAACAGCGAAACAUUUGGUGUGUCUUCGGCUCGUCGCGGAGGAUAUUUCAAUUACAACCGUGGCCGACCUGGAGGCAACAACGGCAGCUACUUCAACAACAACCGUAACAUGGGCUACCGAAAUAACGGUUACAAUAAUGGCAAUAUGGGUGGUUAUCGUGGUGGCAACUUCCGGAACAACACACGCAAUUUCAACAACCAGCGAAACCAAAACCACGGAAACAACCAACAAGAAAAUCCAACCACAAGUCUUCCACAAGAGAAGCAACCAUCCACUCAGCAAUCUCAAUCGACGGCAGCUCAAGCACCUGCCGUUGCCGCUGGCGGAAAGUAAAAUACUCCACACCGUAAUACACACCACAUGAAAUACCCAAUUGUAGUAAACAACCUUCAUGAGUACCAAUCCAAAAUAAUUUUUAAAUUUAAAAAAAAAACUCAAAAACGCGCGAUACGAUUGAAGGAUUUGUUCAGCCGCUAAUAACAGUAAAAGAGACAGGAGCCAGAAGCCAGAAGAGAUAAGGAGCAUGUUUGCAUACUAAACGCGUAUAUAUAUAUUUUUUAAAUAAACCAUUUAUUAUCACUUACCAUUUUCCCACCCACGCAAAGAUGAAAGAAAACGAGCCCCGUCAGUGGGCCCACCCUAAACAUCAUCUUUGUGUGAAUAACAACAACAAAACAAGAAAGAAAGAGAAAAAAAACAAGUACACUAAAACGAUAACCAAACAUCGAUUAAUUUCUGCACAAGACGAGUUGAAUUUUUGAUUUGAAGCUACAAACGAAAUUCGAUCGUCAUUGAGAAUUUAAAAAAAACAACAUUUGUUAAAAUCUGAGAUGCAAAAAACAGAAGCUGUGCGAAUUUUAAAUAUUGGAAAAAAAAAUCAAUUGAAUUUAUAAAUUGUCAAUAACUAAAACAAAACACAUGAAACAAAAUGAUAAUUGAUUUAGUGAUAAAGGGAAAAUCUAGGGAUAAAUAAACUAAAUAGGAAAGAAAGAAAGGAAGGGAAAAAAAUAAUGUGAGGAAAUAUGAAGAAGCAAAACAAACUGCAUCAUAUGUACAUUUAGUUGAACUAAAUUAUGUGUGCUGGAUACGAAUUCAAAAUUUAAAAGAGAAAAAAAAAACAUAAAAUCAGUUACACACAAUGGAACAUUUUCCAAAUGAAAGCAUACACACAUUUCACCACACAAUAAAUUAUAAACUAAAUAAAUAAAGAAAAACAAGAGAAUAAAGUGCAUCCAUCAUCGAAGCUUUUUAGCGAAUGGAAUGAGAAUGAAAAUAUCUUUAAAAAAAAAUCACUACGAAUUCAAAAAAAAAGACUGCUUAGAUCGAAGUAUAAAUAAUUUUAAAAAUUGUAUGGAAGAAAGGAUGAUGAUCAAAUAAUCGACAUUUUUCGGAAAAUACUGUAAUUGUACGUCGAAUACGGAAAGCAUAAACAAAAAUAAAACAAAAAAAAGCAAAAGAUCUAUUCAAAAUUAGUCCAAAUGAUAUAUAUGCUUUAAACAAAACUGAAUGAAUGGAUGCAUGGAUUUGAUCACCAUUUAACCAUAAGAGGAACAACAAACAAACAAACAAAAGAACUUUAAAAACAAUGCAAAACAUUUAAGGAACUAAAUUAUAGAGGAAACAAAGAGUAACAAAACAAUUGAAUAUCCAUAACAUAUAAAUAGUAAAAUUGAAACGAAACGAUCUAAUGUUUGGAAGAGAAAAAGAAAAGAAAAUGCCACUAAAGUUCCAUCACCAUAACAUAGAAUGAAGUGUUAAAACGGAGAGAUCUUAUAGCAUUUACGAAUCGAUAUGUUGUGCAUGUAACGACGAAAGAAGAAGAAGAAGAA